AUGAUUUCAUAUAAAACUUUAAUAGCAUUAAUAGUGCUUUUUGAUAUAACAUGCUGUUUCAAUUAUCGGAAAGAAUGCAGAAAAAUUUUAAAGAAAGUUGGGUUUCGGCAUCAUUUUCCAUUUUAUAAUGUAAAUUUUUUACUGCAAUUUGAUAACGAAACGGAAUAUAUAAAGCACGUGAAUAGAAUGAUUAAAAUGGAUUGUCAUACUAAAAUGACUUUACCCAAAAAAACUGUUGAUUUAACAUUGGGUACUCAAGAGGAUCUGACAUCUACAAGUCCUGAAGACAAAAAGAUUGACACCCCGAAAAAUAAUAAUGAGAAUUUACCUGAACAUUUUAGUUAUUUAAUUGAAUUUUAUUCAGAAAUCUCUGGAAGAAAUAAUAAUUGUAAGUAA
Molecule: messenger RNA, 396 nt
Organism: Metopolophium dirhodum (rose-grain aphid)
Lineage: Eukaryota; Metazoa; Arthropoda; Insecta; Hemiptera; Aphididae
Exons: 6
Coding region: 1-396 (131 amino acids)
Source: RefSeq, a predicted model, not a curated record